Molecule: messenger RNA, 930 nt
Organism: Dipodomys ordii (Ord's kangaroo rat)
Lineage: Eukaryota; Metazoa; Chordata; Mammalia; Rodentia; Heteromyidae
Product: olfactory receptor 7E24-like
Exons: 1
Coding region: 1-930 (309 amino acids)
Biological process (GO): G protein-coupled receptor signaling pathway
Cellular component (GO): membrane
Molecular function (GO): G protein-coupled receptor activity; olfactory receptor activity
Source: RefSeq, a predicted model, not a curated record
AUGGAGUCACAGAACUUAACAAGCAUCUUGGAAUUUCUCCUCCUGGGACUGACAGAGGAUCCAGAACUACAGCCUAUCCUCUUGGCCCUGUUCCUAUCAAUGUACCUGAUCACCGUGCUCGGAAAUCUGCUCAUCAUCCUGGCCGUCAGCUCUGACCCCCAUCUUCACACCCCCAUGUACUUCUUCCUCUCCAACCUCUCCUUGGCUGACAUUGGGUUCAACAGCAGCACUGUCCUCAAGAUGCUGGUGAACCUCAGGACUCAUAGCAAAUCCAUCAGCUAUGCUGGCUGCCUAAUGCAAGUGGCCUUUUUUGUAAUGUUCUGUUGCUUGGACAGUCUGCUCUUGGCAGUGAUGGCCUAUGAUCGCUUGGUGGCCAUCUGUCACCCUCUCCACUACUCAAUCAUCAUGAGUCCCCGCCUCUGUGGUAUGUUGGUCCUUCUGUCAUUGUUCCUCAGUCUUUUGGACUCUGUGCUACACUGCUUGAUGGUGUCACAAGUUACCUUCUGUACAAAUGUAGAAAUUCCCAAUUUCUUCUGUGAGCCUCCUCAACUAGUUAAGCUUGCCUGUGAUUAUACUUCCACCAAAAAUAUAUUCAUCUUUCUCUUUGCUGCAGUCUUUGGUGGUCUUCCAGUCUUGGGGAUCCUGUACUCUUAUGCUCGCAUUGUAUCUUCUAUUCUUGGAGUCCCAUCAGCCAGUGGGAAAUAUAAAGCCUUCUCCACCUGUGGCUCUCACCUCUCAGUUGUGUGCUUGUUUUAUGGGACAGCCCUGGGUGCGUACUGCAGUUCAGUUUUUUCAGAUGCUCCAAGGAAAGUGAUGGUGGCCUCCGUAGUGUACACCACAGUCACCCCCAUGCUGAACCCCUUUGUCUACAGUUUAAGGAACAGGGACAUCAAGAGCGCCCUCCGUAGACUGGUGAGAGUGGCAGCCUAA